Molecule: messenger RNA, 414 nt
Organism: Medicago truncatula (barrel medic)
Lineage: Eukaryota; Viridiplantae; Streptophyta; Magnoliopsida; Fabales; Fabaceae
Product: selenoprotein H
Exons: 5
Coding region: 1-414 (137 amino acids)
Cellular component (GO): Golgi apparatus
Source: RefSeq, a predicted model, not a curated record
AUGCUAGGCUUGUCUCGUGAAGGUACUUCUGGUGCUGAUGCUGACCCGAAGGGUAAGGGAAAACAAGCUGCAGCACCUGAAGGUGGAGAUGUAUCUGAUGCUGCUGAUGAACCUGAAGACGAAGAUGAUGAUCCUAACAGGACUGUUAUCGUCGUCGAGCAUUAUACUCAAUGCAAAUCAUUCUUGAGGAGAGCUACUGAGGUGAAGGAUGGUCUGGAGGGUAGUCAAGCUAUUGAUGUGGUGGUGAAACUGAACCCUGAAAAGCCAAGGAGAGGUUGCUUUGAGAUACGCCAACAAGGUGACCAGACAUUCAUUAGCCUUUUGGUCAUGGGUCGUCCAUUCAAGCCAAUGAAGGAUCUUGACAUGGACAAGAUCAUCUCAGAUAUCGUUGAUGGGUUAUCAAAUAUUAGUUGA